AUGUCUCCCGCAGCUCUCGCAAAGACCUACAGCAUCGCGUCUAUUCCCGCUGAUGGCAUUGGCCCUGAGGUCAUCGACGCCGGUAUCACUGCUCUGAACGCUUUGACCGAUACUCUGAAGACCUUCAAGCUUGAGUUCAAGAACUAUGACUGGAGCUCUGAGACCUACAAGAAGACCGGAAAGUACAUUCCGGACGGUGGUCUUGAGGAGCUGAAGAAGCACGAUGCUAUCUUCUUCGGCGCUGUCGGCGCUCCUGAUGUCCCCGAUCACAUCUCUCUCUGGGGUCUUCGUCUUGCUAUCUGCCAGCCUUUCCAACAAUAUGCCAACGUCCGCCCCACCCGUGUCUUCCGCGGCACCGAGUCUCCUCUGCGCAACUGCAACAUCGGUGACCUGGACUGGGUUAUCAUUCGUGAGAAUAGCGAGGGCGAAUACGCCGGCCAGGGUGGUCGUUCUCACACCGGCAAGCCUUGGGAGGUCGCUACCGAGGUGUCCAUCUUCUCGCGCCACGGUGUUGAGCGUACGAUCCGCUUUGCUUUCGAGACUGCCCAGAAGCGCCCUCGCAAACUUCUGACUGUUGUCACCAAGAGUAACGCCCAGCGCAACGGAAUGGUUCUCUGGGACGAGGUCGCUAAGGAGGUUGCUGCUGACUUCCCCGAUGUCACUGUUGAUAAGAUGCUGGUCGAUGCCAUGACCACUCGCAUGGUUCUGAACCCCAAGAGCCUGGACACCAUUGUCGCCACUAACCUGCACGCCGACAUUCUGUCCGAUCUUGCUGCCGCUCUUGCCGGCUCCAUCGGUAUUGCGCCUACUUCCAACCUUGACCCUACCCGCGAGUACCCUAGCAUGUUCGAGCCCAUUCACGGCUCUGCUUUCGAUAUUACCGGCAAGGGUAUCUCCAACCCUGUCGCCACUUUCUGGACCGCCGCGGAGAUGCUUGCCUGGCUCGGCGAGGAGGAGGCCUCCAAGCAGCUGCUGGAGUGCGUCGAGAACGUUUGCGAGCAGGGUAUUCUUACCCGCGACCUCGGCGGCAAUGCCAACACAAAGGAGGUUACUGAUGCUGUUGUUGCGGAGAUCAAGAAGCUGGGCUCUAAGUAG
Penicillium waksmanii is the source of this 1095-nucleotide messenger RNA. Its product is annotated as putative tartrate dehydrogenase. Gene Ontology annotation, molecular function: NAD binding; magnesium ion binding; oxidoreductase activity, acting on the CH-OH group of donors, NAD or NADP as acceptor. Bases 1 to 1095 code for a protein of 364 amino acids. Lineage: Eukaryota; Fungi; Ascomycota; Eurotiomycetes; Eurotiales; Aspergillaceae. The transcript has 3 exons. The record is from RefSeq and is a predicted model, not a curated record.